AUGCCCCGAGAAAAUCAACCACUCGAUGGUGAUAUGACAAAAUAUUGGACCACUGAUGUCGAUUCUUCUAACGCAGACACCAUCUUCUCCGUUUUCACGGACGCAUUUAAAUUGGCAUGCAGUAAUUUGAUGAGAAACAGGAUAGUUUUUAACGAAAUGAAGUCCAAAAAAUUCGAUGUUGGAAUCUUUGAACCGCAACUUGUCUGUGGUCUCGGGUACAUGCACGCUCUAGGAAUUGAAAAAAUCAUAAUGGCAUCGUUGUAUAUGUUCUUCGACGGUGUUCUUUCUACGAUUGGGGAAUCUAUCGAUUUCAGUUAUGUUCCUGGAAUGUACAGCAAAUGUGGAGAUAAGAUGGGUCUAACUGAAAAAGUGGAAAACUAUCAGAUGACACAAGCAAUAUAUAGAAAAGAUUUUGGAGUUUGGGACAAAGAAACUGAAAUUUACAAAAAAAUAUUUGGGAGAUAGCGUUCCACAUUGGAGAGAUUUAAUGCCAGCUUGCUCAUUGUUCUUCACAAAUUCAAUUCCAUAUGUAGACUUUCCAAGAACUAUUACCCAAAAGACAGUUCCAAUUGGUGGAAUUUCCGUGAAUAUGGAAGAAAUAAAAUCGAAAAGGCUCCCAGUGGAGUGGAGUAAAGUUUUGGAUAAAAGACCACAAACAAUGCUAAUCUCUUUUGGUUCAUUGAUAAUGUGGAUAUGCCUUCACAGUUCAGAGACGAAAUUUUCAAUGCAAUUAAAUCUUUACCAAAUGUAACGCUUAUUUGGAAAUAUGAAACAAAUGAUUUGCAAUGAGCAGAAGAAAUUGAAAAUAUUCAUUUUUCAAAAUGGAUUCCUCAAACCGCAUUACUAAAUGAUGACCGUUUAACAGCAUUCAUGACACAUGGAGGUCUUGGUAGCACAACUGAACUUGCGUAUCUUGGUAAACCAGCAUUAAUGGUACCAGUAUUUGCCGAUCAAAACAGAAAUUCUUUGAUGUUGGCAAGACAUGGAGGAGUUCUUGUAGUCGAAACGAUCUUUGGAAAAGGGAACUUGUGAAAAAUUCCAUUUAUUCAAUUUUGAACGACGAUCAUUUUAAGAAGAACUCUAAAAAACUGGCAGAAAUGUUGAGAAACCAACCAACAAAUCCCAAGGAGACCGUAGUCAAAUACACUGAAUUUGUUGCAAAAUUUGGUCCGUUCCCGGAAAUGGAUCCAUAUGGGAGGACACUUGGAUUCAUUCAAAGAAAUCUUUUAGAUGUAUACCUUGUUAUUAUCUUUCCGUAUAUUUUUGGAAUUCUGUCCAUUUAUCUUGUCGCAUGUUUUUGUUUGAGAAGAUGUGAAAAGUCAGGUAAAAACGAUUG
Caenorhabditis elegans is the source of this 1336-nucleotide messenger RNA. NCBI's taxonomy places the organism in Eukaryota, Metazoa, Nematoda, Chromadorea, Rhabditida, Rhabditidae. The record is from the annotation of a RefSeq genome assembly.